AAGGAAGAUCUACAGUCGGCGCUGUAGUGAGAAGUUUGUUCGAAAUAGAGAGCUAUCUGGAGCUAUCUACCUUUUUACGUACAAAGGGGACGGAGUGUCGUGUGUUUGAGGGCUUUGCACCUCAAUUAUAGACUUUAAUUGAACGAAUUAUACGAUAUCUAAGAAAUGGAAGAAUAUGCAAGAGAACCAUGUCCCUGGCGGAUAGUUGAUGACUGCGGAGGUGCCUUUACAAUGGGUGUCAUAGGUGGAGCAAUCUUUCAAAGCAUCAAAGGUUUUCGCAAUGCACCAAGUGGUUGGAGGCACCGUUUUUCAGGCAGCGUUGUAGCGAUUAGACAACGAGCACCUAUAAUCGCUGGAAAUUUUGCUGUAUGGGGUGGAAUGUUUUCCACAAUAGAUUGCACAUUGGUUCACUUUAGAGGUGGAAAGGAAGAUCCUUAUAAUUCCAUCAUCAGUGGUGCAGCAACUGGUGGAAUUUUAGCGGCAAGAAAUGGCUUGCCAGCGAUGGUAGGGAGUGCAAUCAUUGGUGGAGUGCUCUUGGCAUUGAUAGAAGGUGUAGGAAUAUGUUUCACACGUCUCUCUGCUGAACAAUUCAAACCACCAGCACUAGUUGAAGAUCCAUCACAAUUUGGGCCACCACCACAAGGCCAUCCAUCAUAAUAUUUAAACAAAUUCUUUAGAUUUAUUUCAUGUUAGAACAAAAUAUUCAAGUAAAGAUGAUUAAUAGGGCUUUGUAUCAGAGUAUUACUUUAAUGUCUCCUUUUGCCAAUGUUAAAUUUAUAUGCGACAUAGAAAUCUUAUACUUAAGAUCAAAUAUUUUAUGUUACUACUUAUUGCCAUACUCUUUUAAAUCUUCUAAUUAGAAUGCCAAACAAUAUUUUGUAAGACCAUGUCCUGUGUAAAUAUACAAAAUAUAAUAAAAAUUAAUGCACAGAUAA
This is a messenger RNA of Monomorium pharaonis (pharaoh ant), 935 nucleotides long. RefSeq names its product mitochondrial import inner membrane translocase subunit Tim17-B. The coding region runs from base 166 to 657 and encodes 163 amino acids. Gene Ontology annotation, molecular function: transmembrane protein transporter activity. Gene Ontology annotation, cellular component: TIM23 mitochondrial import inner membrane translocase complex; mitochondrial inner membrane. Lineage: Eukaryota; Metazoa; Arthropoda; Insecta; Hymenoptera; Formicidae. The record is from RefSeq and is a predicted model, not a curated record. The transcript is spliced from 2 exons. Gene Ontology annotation, biological process: protein import into mitochondrial matrix.